AUGGAUUUCCUUCAGUUUUGCUCAUCGGAGCGGUACGUUAGCCGUGUGCCCGUUCACAAUCUUUCCUUCCGCAUCACACUGUGGCGCGCUCCUCUUGUGGGAGAGCGACAACUGGAGCAAUUGUGUACUUUAACAGUGCCAUGGGGUGGGAAAGUAUUUUCCCCUGCGGAGAGGUUGCAAAAGAUACGCACCGGCGUCGCCAUGACCACUCCAGACAGUAACGCAAGUACACGUGAGAUACACACCGUUGUGCCGGGUCGGAGAGAAACCGAUGGGGAUGCAGCAGCUGCUGCCGAUGACGUUGAGAAACUGCGGGAGGAUAUCGCUAAGUUCUCAUGUACUUUCUUUACUCGGCCGCCUAGUGAGGAUUACGUCAGUGAGGCGAAGGAGAACUUACUUGUGGACCCACCGCAAGCAGCAAGUCCACAUGUCCAAAUAAUCUUACGUGAGCAUCAAAACCAGCACCAGGAAGGCAACAGAAUGUACUUCAUGUGGGCUUCUGGGGAAAUUUUGGGGCCAAGUGAGGGGAAGUUUGAUGAUGCACAGUGGAAGGGACAAGAACGUGUCAUAUGUACAAUAACGGCGGAGCGAAAUAGCUUGUGUUUUACAGCCAAGCCUUCUCUCAACAAAACUCACACGCUGUUGGUGGACUCUUUGUAUGUGUAUUCCUUUGUUAUUACUCCACUGCAGGCCUGUGAGCCACGCCCCGACGAGCCAACAUCAACCGAUUUCGUAGAGCAAAUACACGAAAUGGUCGCACGUAUAAAGGACGACUUGAAAUCGCCACACUUCGACAGGCGAGGUAUUCUUCACCAGAUACUUUUGCAACAGCUGCACACAGCUCCUUCGGAUGAGCUGCCGCCGCGCCUGGACAGUCCAUCGUCCCCCUGCUUUCCCCAGUCUGCGAUACGUGACAGUCGUGUGCGAUAUUACUUGUUUGGAGUUGUUGAGCGCUGCACUUGUGUUGCCGCAGACACACUCUACCUUCAUUGUCAAUGGCAGCGUGGGGGCGAUAACGAAGAUGAGGACGACAAAAGAAACUUAUGGAAUGAGGGAACACUGGAUGGUUUCACGACUCAGCUCUCCUUUGCUAGCAGCAUGAUUAUGGAUCAGUUUAUCCCCGUGUCCAUGCAUACCUUCAACACCCCAUUUGAUUACCAUUUCGAUGGAUGGGGCCCUUCACCACUGCGCCUCCUCAUCACGGCUUAUGAUGAUGAGGGAUUGUCAGUUGGCGGACCACAGUCACCAAUCGGUUACGCUGCGGUAACGGUACCACAUUUCUUGCCAGGUUGCCAUCCGCUUCGAGCCCCGCUGUGGCGCCCGCGGCCAACAGGCCGUGAGUUUGUGCGCUCAGCACUGAUGGGUGGCGGGCCGGCACUUGUUGAUGUGCGUGACACCGCGCCCCGUGGUGGAGGCGGAAUUUCGGUAAAAUGUGGCCUCGUUUCGGAGCCGACCGGGACGGUGGAGCUGCGUGUGACGGUGUUUCAUCAAGUGGGACCACUCUAG
Molecule: messenger RNA, 1506 nt
Organism: Trypanosoma brucei brucei TREU927
Lineage: Eukaryota; Euglenozoa; Kinetoplastea; Trypanosomatida; Trypanosomatidae
Exons: 1
Coding region: 1-1506 (501 amino acids)
Biological process (GO): cilium assembly
Cellular component (GO): MKS complex
Source: RefSeq, a predicted model, not a curated record